Didymosphaeria variabile is the source of this 1029-nucleotide messenger RNA. RefSeq lists its product as uncharacterized. Gene Ontology annotation, cellular component: cytosol; cytoplasm. Gene Ontology annotation, biological process: secondary metabolic process. Bases 1 to 1029 code for a protein of 342 amino acids. The record is from RefSeq and is a predicted model, not a curated record. Gene Ontology annotation, molecular function: carboxy-lyase activity; hydrolase activity. The transcript has 3 exons. Lineage: Eukaryota; Fungi; Ascomycota; Dothideomycetes; Pleosporales; Didymosphaeriaceae.
AUGAGAGGCACCAUAGCGGUCGAAGAGGCCAUCAUCGACCAGGCUGGCGUUGAAGCGCAUUCAUUCGCACAGUUCCAAAACCUUAUGCGUCCGGGCAGCGACCCGACGACCGGACUCUCAGCACACGAAAAACGACUUCUUGACAUACAUGGCGAACGUCUGAAGAGCAUGGACGAGCACGGCGUCGAGUACAUGCUUCUUUCUUUGACAUCACCAGGCGCGCAGGGAGAAGCAGAUGCAGAAAAGGCAAAGGAACUAGCAAGGGUCGCAAACGACUAUCUCGCUGGUGAAGUGAAGAAGAACCCCAAAAGAUUCGGAGCAUUAGCGGCACUCUCGAUGCACAAUGCCAAAGAUGCAGCCGAUGAGCUGAGAAGAGCUGUCACGGAAUUGGGUAUGUUUGGUGGAUUAGUCAACGACUUCCAAUCAAAGGGAGUGGAAGCGGAGGCGAAAGUAUACUUCGACACGCCAGACUACGAACUAUUUUGGCAAACGGUCCAGGAGCUUGAUGUCCCGAUAUAUUUCCAUCCCCGAUACGCAAUACCGCAGGACUUGCAGGCUGGCACGAAAUACGGCGAUCGGAAGCAUUUGCUCGGCGCAGGCGUGCAGUUCCAUCUGGAUCUGAGCUGGCAUCUGUAUGCGAUAUGUUCAUCCGGUAUUUUCGAUCGAUACCCGAAGAUACAGAUUGUUGCAGGGCAUCUAGGCGAAGGAGUACCCUUCAACCUAUGGAGAGCCAGUCACUGGAUCAACCAUCCCUUCAAACGUGGAUCACGACCAAUGAAAGAGGACUACAGCUACUACUGGACACAUAACGUCAAUGUCACCACAUCUGGUAAUUAUAACACCAGAGGCUUGAAGUUCUGUAUAGAAGAGAUAGGCCUCGACCGGUGCCUGUUUGCAAUUGAUACACCCUACGAAACAGUGGAGGAGGGUCAGAAUUGGUGGAAGUCGGUGGAUUUGCCGGAAGAUCAGAAGGAAGCAGUUGCUCGAAAGAACGCCAUUAGAUUGUUCAAGCUUCCACUUGAAGAGUAA